CUGCCUCACUCUUCAAUUUAGCCGUAGUAAGAAAGAAGAAGAAAGCACUCUUCCAAUCAAAUCCGGCAAUUAUGAAGAUCCUGGUAGCCGUCAAACGGGUCGUGGACUACGCCGUCAAAAUCCGGGUCAAACCCGACAAGAGCGGGGUGGAGACAUCGAACGUGAAGAUGUCGAUGAACCCAUUCUGCGAGAUAGCGUUGGAGGAAGCACUCCGGAUUAAGGAAUCGGGCCGGGCCAAGGAAGUCGUGGCCGUGAGCAUCGGCCCGGCCCAGUGCACUGAUACUCUCCGCACCGGGCUCGCCAUGGGCGCCGAUCGGGCCAUCCACGUGGAAUACCCGGGCACGCUUUACCCCCUUUCCGUUGCUAAGAUUUUCAAAGCGCUCGUCGAUGCUGAGAGACCCGCCCUUCUCCUCCUCGGAAAACAGGCCAUCGAUGAUGAUUGCACCCAAACAGGGCAAAUGAUUGCCGGGCUUCUUAAAUGGCCUCAAGCAACCUUUGCCUCCAAGGUUGUACUCGAUGAAGGGAAUAAAGUGGCAACCGUGGACAGAGAGGUUGAUGGUGGUCUCGAGACUUUGAGCUUGGACUUGCCUGCUGUAAUCACCACUGAUUUGAGGCUGAACCAGCCAAGAUACGCUACUCUUCCGAACAUUAUGAAGGCAAAGUCGAAGGUGAUCAAGAAGCUCACUCCGCAGGAUCUGAAUGUCGAGAUAAGAUCCGAUUUGGAGGUUGUUCAAGUGACAGAGCCUCCCCAAAGACAAGCUGGGGUGAUUCUUUCUUCUGUAGACCAACUUAUUGAUAGGUUGAAAAAUGAAGCCCGUGUAAUUUAAUUCUGUUAAAAUUCUCUGUAACUUCAAACAAUUACCUACUUCUAUAACUAAAUAAGUAUGUAUAAUCUUGUGUUUCACUUA
This is a messenger RNA of Salvia splendens (bonfire salvia), 908 nucleotides long. Its product is annotated as electron transfer flavoprotein subunit beta, mitochondrial. Gene Ontology annotation, biological process: fatty acid beta-oxidation using acyl-CoA dehydrogenase; amino acid catabolic process. The record is from RefSeq and is a predicted model, not a curated record. Gene Ontology annotation, cellular component: mitochondrion. Gene Ontology annotation, molecular function: electron transfer activity. NCBI's taxonomy places the organism in Eukaryota, Viridiplantae, Streptophyta, Magnoliopsida, Lamiales, Lamiaceae. The transcript has 5 exons. Bases 72 to 827 code for a protein of 251 amino acids.